CAUAGCUGAAAAAGAUAUUAAAAUUAGAACUGUCAAGGGUAACCAAAUAAAGAAAAAAUGGAAAGCCAUUUGACAAAGUUCACAAACUGAAAUUUGUUGUUAAAUAUGUCACAUUCGAGGAAUGCACACAAAUUAACUGAUAAAAGUAGAACAGACAUUCAGGCAACCGACAGAAAUGAGGUCGAAGGACAAGUUAUAAGUUGUAAUGCCACCGAGAGCUGCACGUACGCUGUGACUGUUUCAAAGAAACCAUCCCCGUCGAGCGAGGAAGGUGCCUUGUGUUCUGGACAAAAGUCUUUCAUAAGUAUACAUUCAACCGACCAGUUGUGUCAAGUGGCCGACGUGGACAAUCCCUCGAAUCUCGAAGAGUGUAACGUGGAAGUUCUCAGCCUCAAUGAAGUAUUCCCAUCGACGUCAGAAGAGAGCCUGUCGAAUGAAGAUGACUCUCCUGUUCAGCGAAAGCAAAAAAACGCCAACAAAAAUAAGGCAACAAUACAAAAGUGUCAAUCGGAAAGCGCAGAGAAGUCGUCUUACUUGCCGACGAACAGCAAGUCGUCGACGGGGUCGCGCACGAAGGAACCCGUCGAAGGGCAACCCUCGGUCUAUUCUGACUUCGACAUACCUAAAAAUACAUUGUACGUGGUUGGAAGCAAUCCCGGGGAACCGAAAAUGUCGUAUCCCGACCCCCCGAAGAAAAUAUCAAAGACGAUGAAAAAGUUUCUGCGCAACAUAGAUAAGCACAAGAACGAGCAGAACAUCAAGAGCAGCGAGAAGGCCAUCAGUAAGCUGACGACGAUGCGAGGCAUCCUGAAGGAUGGGCGCUGCGGCCCCGAGUGCACCGGGGACUCGUCCGUGCAGGGCGCCGACGAAUACAAUACUGAUCUACUACCAUUCUCAAUGGACUUUGUUCCGCAUACAAACUACGGUAAGCAAAACCCAGACAAAAACGUGACUUUCAACACGCAAGUGGUGAUCAUCCACUUCACGGGCGACCUGUGCGUGGGGCAGAGCGUCGAGACCCUCAGCAAGGAGAAGGACCAGCAGGCGCGAAACUCCGAACUCAGAAAAACCUUUCUCACCAAAUACAACGAAUUUUGGCCCACACAGAAAUAAUGUUAAGUCUAGAUUAUAAUUUCAGAAGUUUGUCUUAGUGAGAUUAUUAUCGCCGUAUCAUUAGGAAAGUUCGAACAAAAACAUGGUAUAAGUUAUUGGAAACGUUUUAUAUUUAUACACAAUAUAUUUGUACGCUGUUGAAAUUUAUUAAGUUGCGUUUUGUCUGACGUUUAUUUAUUAAAAUCUGAUCUAUUAGUUUGCUUACUUUGUAGCUCUGAAUUGUGUGACAUUCGGGAAACCAAAUUGAAAUAAAGAUAUACUAAUUAGAGA
Helicoverpa armigera (cotton bollworm) is the source of this 1383-nucleotide messenger RNA. RefSeq lists its product as uncharacterized. Bases 106 to 1113 code for a protein of 335 amino acids. Lineage: Eukaryota; Metazoa; Arthropoda; Insecta; Lepidoptera; Noctuidae. The record is from RefSeq and is a predicted model, not a curated record. The transcript is spliced from 5 exons.